This is a messenger RNA of Ilyonectria robusta, 1644 nucleotides long. RefSeq lists its product as uncharacterized. Gene Ontology annotation, molecular function: DNA-binding transcription factor activity. The transcript has a single exon. The record is from RefSeq and is a predicted model, not a curated record. NCBI's taxonomy places the organism in Eukaryota, Fungi, Ascomycota, Sordariomycetes, Hypocreales, Nectriaceae. The coding region runs from base 1 to 1644 and encodes 547 amino acids.
AUGGUUUACAGCCCUUACUACGCCAGAGACAUGGGGUUGAUGAAUGGAUUGAAACCCUCCUGGAAGGGCCAUCGUGCAGAUCGUACCCAACAGGAUGUCAUUGACCCCGGGCUGACGGGUGAUGCUUCUCAAAUACAACAUUUCCUUCAGGAUCCGGACACGCCAGCCGUCUUCGGCAUGCACCCGAUGCCUAUGAAUAACUUUAGCUUCGGAAUGGAAGGACGACACGGAUCUCCUUCUUCCCAACAACAAUCCUCGGCAGCCAGCCCUGGGACAGAGAACGACAUAUUCUAUGACAGACCAUCCACCCCUCCAGACAUGAAGUCUCCAUUUCUACCGCAGGUGUACGACGCCUGGGAUAGCCAGAUAUCUCUGAGAGGACUCUCUUCUUGCCGGCCCGGCAGAUUUGUGAACCCCUCCGAUAUUCAUGGCAGUCAAGUUUCCCUCUGUGACUUGAAUGAAGGCGAAGGCCCUAAGGACUUCAAUCUUGGGCCUGGAUUUGACAGCUUUGACAUCAACAACCCAUCUCCUCACUACCCAGGAAAUCACAUUGCCCAUACGCCUUUACUUCGUGUCUCAAGCCCCGCGAGCGAGAUUCACGUCCGAUCAUCACUCGAUCCCGUUUACCCCGACCCUGAGAAUAUUGGCGAGGGAGCCAACUCGGCUGAAGAAGCCUCUGUCAAGCUUCCAUCUCAGACAGGAGAGAACCAGGGACGCAUGCCAACAAUCACCCGCAGCAAGCCAACUUGUGCCUCCAAGAGCGCCAACGGUCGCGGUCGCCCGAAGCGACAGGCGACUGCUUCACUCACAGAGCCAUCCAAGGUCACGAAAAAUACGUCAUCCUCUCGCACCACUAGCAGCCGCAGGCUACCUUCAACUUCUUCCCCUAUCAAGCAUACCUGCCCUCAUUGUCCCGAUAUGACUUUCAAGGAUGAUGCAACGCUCCAGAAGCACAUCAAAACCCAACACAGGCGGCCAUUCAUCUGCGUCUUCCACUUUGCCGGCUGCCCGGAGGCCUUUGCCAACAAGAAUGAGUGGAAGCGCCACGUUUCGGCCCAGCACCUGUGCCUCCAAUUCUGGUUAUGCUCCGUCACCGUAUGCGAGAACCCCCCGGAUCAGGAACAUAAAGCCUCGGGAAAGACCACUCUUGGCCGACCUUUCAGACGUAAGGAUCUGUAUACGCAACACGUUCGACGCAUGCAUCCCCCUUCACCGCCAACAGACGUGGGAAGAAGCAACAAGAACGCUUCGCGAGGGCGGGACGACCCGCUCAAGGCGAUGCAAGACUCUGCUUUCCGCAAGCGGUGCGAAACGCCAACCCACAUGCGCUGUCCCGUUAUAGGCUGCACUCUACAGUUCCAAGGUGACAAGGCUUGGGACGAUCGGAUGGAGCAUGUCGCGCGACACCUCGAGCGCGCUGCCAGCAACGAAGAGCCUCGAGUGCAGUUUGGCGGUGCUCACGAUGAUACCUUGAUCGAGUGGGCGUCAAGUGAGAGCGUCGGUGUCAUUGAACGGGCUCCAGAUGGUAGCUGGAGGCUAGGCCAGCCGCUCGAAGGCAUUCAGAACAAAUCGAAGAGAAAAUCCAGCGCUAGAGCCAGUCCUAAAGCCACCGCCGACGAAGACGCGGAAGGGGAGGCCUGCUAG